AUGAAGACGACAAUUAUUUCCAUAUUUCUUUUUGUCUAUUUCUUCGCGGUUGUGAAGGGUAAGGAUGAUAUUAUUUUAGAAGAUGUCUCUAAAGUAGUGAACGAAAGAAAUGGAAUCGCUCUGCUCAAAAAUCAAAGUGCCGCCGAGAGUGAAUUUUUCGUGCCUGGGUUGAUUAGAGAGUAUAGAACUGAUUUAGAAUCCGACCAGAUUGUAUACUUCUUAGAUGCCUUAAAUGAAGUUUGUGAUUUGAUGCGAUUUUCCUUAGCCUCCAUUGUAGAUUUUGAUAGUGAAUCGCGACACUCAGAGAAUGUGUUUCUAUCCAUAACGGCUGAAUGUGAUCCCAAUGUCUGCAAAAAUGGUGGUACCUGUAAUGUAGUAAACAACCAGAUCAGAUGCGGUUGUGUUUCUUCUUACAGUGGUCCAUACUGUGAAACUAAAAAGGCUGUAUGUGACCACGAUGUUUGCAAAAAUGGUGGUACCUGUAAAGUAGUAAGCAACCAGAUCAGCUGCGGUUGUGUUUCUCCUUACAGUGGUCCCUACUGUGAAACUAAAAAGGUAAGACCAUGUUCAUCGAAUCCUUGCCAAAAUGGAGGAACAUGUAUAGAAUACUACAUCUCGUUUGACUGCAUCUGCCCAUCUCAAUAUACAGGAAAAAAUUGUAGUAAAAAAUUGAAAGCAGGACCAUGUUCAUCGAAUCCUUGCCAAAAUGGAGGAAUAUGUACAGAAAACCACAAUUCGUUUAACUGCAGUUGCCCAUCUCAAUACACAGGAAAUAAUUGCGAGUUGAAAGGAACUGAUCAGCCGUAUUCCACCGAUAGUUCAGAAUCCACAGAUUGGACAGAUCCUACUUUUAGUACAGAAACUGAGCAGCCUUAUUCCACCGAUAGUUCAGAAUCCACAGAUUGGACAGAUCCUACUUUUAGUAAAGAAACUGAGCAGCCGUAUUCCACCGAUAGUUCAGAAUCCACAGAUUGGACAGAUCCUACUUUUAGUACAGAAACUAGGCAGCCGUAUUCCACCGAUAGUUCAGAAUCCACAGAUUGGACAGAUCCUACUUUUAGUACAGAAACUGAGCAGCCAUAUACCACCGACAUUUUAUCAACCACAGACUGGAUAGAUCCUACUUUUAGCACAGAAACUGAGCAGCCAUAUACCACCGACAUUUUAUCAACCACAGAUUGGACUGAUCCUACUUUAAGUACAGAAACUGAGCAGCCAUAUUCCACCGACAUUUCAUCAACCACAGAUUGGACAGAUCCUACUUUUAGCACAGCUGGUGUUUGUGACUGUGGCAAACAUUCAAUUGCAUGCUAUUUAGAUAAUGAAGGAAAGAAGAUGUGUAUAUGCGACGUUGGGUAUUCUCAGUUGUUCCACACAUGUAUUGAUUGUUAUUGCGGCGAAAAAUCAUUUGGAUGCUUCUUUGAUAAAAGUAAGGAGAAGAAGUGCUUAUGCAAAGAGGGUUAUGCUCAAUACCAAGAAGCAUGCAGAGAAACAUGUAAAUACGACAGAGAGUGUCUGAAUGGUGGAAUCUGCAAGAUCAGUUAUGGAAGAGUUGGAUUUUGUGAGUGCAGGGCAGACUACAGCGGAGAUAGGUGCGAGAUCAAUGAUAUCUGUGAUCAUUUCAAUGAUGUAUGCCAACGAUAUGGAGCCAUAUGCGUCAUUAAAGACGGUUUGCCAUCUUGUGAAUGUCCUUCUGACAGGGAAGGUGUUACUGGACUUUGUGAAAAUAUCUGCACUCCAGAUAAAUGUAUUCAUGGUCGCUGCGAGAUAUUUGGGGAAGAUUUCAAAUGCAGGUGUGAAUCUGGCUUUGAAGGAAAAUACUGUGAUAGCAAAAUUGCACCUAGCAAACGUGAUGGAAUAUAUUUUAUUCUGAUUAUCACUGGCGUAGUUUUCAUACUGAUAUUUAGCAUUGGAAUGCUAUGUAUGGCAAUUUAUUUCAGAUUGAAAAAGAAAGCUGCAGCCACUGAUUUGGAAAGCAUGGUAAAUGAUGAAAGAACAGAGACCAAUUGAGUUAAACAUUAACAAUAAAAAUAUAUAAAAUUUUGCAAUUUGCUU
Molecule: messenger RNA, 2055 nt
Organism: Parasteatoda tepidariorum (common house spider)
Lineage: Eukaryota; Metazoa; Arthropoda; Arachnida; Araneae; Theridiidae
Source: RefSeq, a predicted model, not a curated record